UAAAAUCGUCGCGCCGGGUCAAAGGUCAGCCGCACAAAAUGGCGGCGGCGGUGACCUUCUGCCGUUUGCUGGUUCGGGCCGGCGCGGGGGCGCGGAGCGUGCCCCGGGGCGCCAGGUGUUUCGGGGUGCGGACGUCGCCGAGCGGGGAGAAGAUCACGCACACCGGCCAGGUUUAUGAUGAUAAAGACUACAGGAAAAUUAGGUUUGUAGGUCGUCAGAAAGAGGUGAACGAAAACUUCGCCAUUGAUUUGAUAGCAGAGCAACCCGUGAGCGCGGUGGAGAGCCGGGUGAUAGCGUGUGACGGCGGCGGGGGUGCGCUGGGCCACCCAAAGGUGUACAUCAACCUGGACAAAGAAACAAAGACCGGGACGUGUGGUUACUGUGGACUCCAGUUCCAGCAGCACCAUCACUAGGGCGAGGCCGCCCGUGGCCGGGCGCCAGCGUCUCCGUGUUGGGAGCAACGUACGUGCGGGCGCUGGCUCUGCUGUGGGUGUUCCUGGUGUGGAAUAAAGGGCCUUGCGGUCCGGA
Molecule: messenger RNA, 528 nt
Organism: Microcebus murinus (gray mouse lemur)
Lineage: Eukaryota; Metazoa; Chordata; Mammalia; Primates; Cheirogaleidae
Gene: NDUFS6
Product: NADH:ubiquinone oxidoreductase subunit S6
Biological process (GO): mitochondrial electron transport, NADH to ubiquinone
Cellular component (GO): respiratory chain complex I
Source: RefSeq, a predicted model, not a curated record